Molecule: messenger RNA, 2589 nt
Organism: Zasmidium cellare ATCC 36951
Lineage: Eukaryota; Fungi; Ascomycota; Dothideomycetes; Mycosphaerellales; Mycosphaerellaceae
Exons: 1
Coding region: 1-2589 (862 amino acids)
Source: RefSeq, a predicted model, not a curated record
AUGUCCACCCACGACGAGCGUAGCCCGCUCGGUGGCCCGCAGAAUGUCUUGCCUGCGUCGCAGUACUUGCAGGCCCGCUUGAACGAACGCCGUGCGCGAAACACGCGUCCCAAACGUGCCCGACACACCGACUUUGGUCCCCAAAAGCGUCGCGACGAUGACAUCUUCCUCAACGAGGCAGAGGCGAGUCGAAAGGACAGGAUGUUCGACAGUUCACCCGUCGUCGCCAGUUCGCGCGCCUCGGAUGCGGGUAGUGCUAGCAGGCGGCGCACACUUGGGUUGAGGGACAUGGACGAUCAGAUGGACCAGUUGAGCAAGCAGAACUUUGACCUCAAGAUGGAGCUGGAUCACCGUCGCCAACAGACACUGCGCAUGCAACAACAGAUCGAAUCGAUGGUGGAGCAGGUGGAGCGGGCGCAGAUGGUUGAGCACGAGCACAAGGAGUUGCUGCGCAUCAACUCGCAGUUGGUAGAGGAGCUGGAGAAAAGGGAUAGGGCUGUCGAGGAGGCUAUGGACAUAAUAUGCGAUUUGGAGGAUCGAGUGGCCGAAUACGACGAGAGGACCAGCCAGACCAGGCCCUCUACUGCCAACGCCGACUCUGGAUAUGCUGGCACCGAGACUCAGGAGCACGAACCACCAUCUUCACCCCCAGAAUUGAAUGCGCAUCCAAAGACACCACAUAUCCGGCCUGCAGUACAGGCCUCUGCUGCUUCCCAUAAGCUACAAGGUUUACUGAAUGGACAGACGCCGGCCAAGCCUAGGAGGGAGCCGUCGAUUCUGAGCCAACAGAAACCUAGCACAAACGCUCUUCGAAGUGUAUACAUGGAAAGCGCCCAGAAGCUGCAUCCCGUGAAAAGCUUCCAGUCGCUCCUGUCAAAGCAAGAGGCGAGGACGGACGAUGGCGACGACAUUCUCAACUCCCCAAGACUCAGCGUGUUGAGCGAGAGCAGCUUUCCGUCAAUCUACAGCCCAAAGCAGGCCAGCCCAGAUCGUUAUCCAUGGGAAGACACCGCCGAUGACGCUGCACCAGAUUCUGCUGUGGAUUCGCGAGACCGCCGUCGACAUCACAGCAUCAAACGAGUCAGCCAGUGGAUAUCCGAGCACGGCACAACAGAGGCGACCCCGUCAAAGUCUAACAAUCUUUCCACGCCCCUCGCCGACGGUGUCGAUGACCGUGCACAACCCUCCAGGACUGCUGUUCAAGAUGAUCAUUCUCAAUCGUUGAACGAUGCUCUGGUGUCAGCAGCCGCGAAGUCGCCCAACCUACUCCAAGACCCAGGCACGAGCAAACAAUCAGCAACACGUGCUCGCAAGCAACGGCCGGUUCAACAGCAUCGACCAACAAGCUUCGCAGGGCCUAUAUUUGGCGAGCCGAUGCUCCCACCGACCCCUGAUAGUGCAAGUACACGCAUGUUACGAGCAUCUAGGUCUAGCAAUAUCGCGGAUGAUCGUAGUCUGCUGGACACCACCCCAGCACCGAUCAAACAAGAAGCUCUUGUGCGUGGACCAGAGUCAGGGCUUCGCACUGCACCACGUCAGAUGCGAUCGUCUGUUGAAUUAAGGCAUGCGUUUGCGAGUAACUUGCACUACCGCAACGGUAACCUUGACGGUCAGCUUCAUGACGAUGACGAUUCCGACGAAGACUACGAUGCAGAUGCUCAGUCAGAGAUCAUCAGGGAUAUAUCUCUCGACUAUGAUGGCUACCCAGACGGCAAGUCGAUCGUUAUGGGGACACCUAGUAGGUUCCUCAAACACGCACGACCGCCUGUGGGUGAAAUGCCAUUCGGUGGGAAUGACACUUCGCCAACGGUCACCGCACAUUCACCACCGCAACGUCGACGUUCGAGCGACCAAAUUAUCAGCAGCCCUACGAAGCCCCGACUUGGACGAGUUGAAACGAGUCCAACCAUCUUUAGCUCGCUCGGUCGGAUUGUCAGCGGCGGGAAGAAGGCGCCAGCAGCAAGAGCGUCCGAUGAAAGCGUCACGAGCCCACAUUCCGUUCAUUCAGGAUCGUCCAGCAACCGCACAGUCGUCGCCAACGAGCCUAUUCAAGAAAUGGCAGAAGUGCCGCGGGAAGGUGCUCGGCUGACAAGUGGCUUGGCGUCACCAACGCGCUCUCGUGCGUCUCCUUCACCAGGCAGGUCUCUGAGCCAGAGGACUGCAGGACUAUUCCGACGACUGAGCAACAGUCAAGGGGAGAAGCCUCCAUUACCAACGUUGACUUCGGCACCGUCAUCCACUUUCGCCAACAAUCCGCCUGCUGAACUCAGGAGACCCAAGACUAGCCAUAGCGCUGAUCGGCCCCUCAAAAGCUCCGCAGGCACAACUGUCGCUCGUCCACCUAGCGCUCGUGAAGCCCGACGACCUUCGUUGCAAACGAGGACCAAGACAGAGCCUGCCACCGCCCGAUCUCGCUCGCCCGCCGCGACAGAUAGGACCGAUAAGGAGAAGAGGUCCAUCUUCACGCGCAGCAACAGCGUGAAGAAGUCGGCUGAAGCCAACAGCGACACUCAAAGCGCCAGGGGCCUGACAAAGCGUCGAGGUAGCCUUAGAGAAGCCGUCUCCACAGCAAGGCGACCAUGGCGGUAA